Molecule: messenger RNA, 6917 nt
Organism: Struthio camelus australis
Lineage: Eukaryota; Metazoa; Chordata; Aves; Struthioniformes; Struthionidae
Source: RefSeq, a predicted model, not a curated record
AUGGCAGGGCACCGGGGACUGUUUCCUCCGUCAGGAGCUGCGCGGGCACAGGAGGGAGCCGGGGUUGAAGAGAGGAGCUCAGACAAGGAUGGUGGUGACAGCUUGGUGGCCAAGGGAGCCUGGCAGGAAUCAGCCUCGGACAGCAGAGGGCUGUUGCUCAGUCGGGUCUCUGUUAGCGGGCAGAGAUGGCAUCUUGCUGCAUUGCUGUGGCAUGAGUUAACUUUUCACGGUAUGAAGAAAAGAAAGGAACUUCAUGCUCAUUUGAAUGGCUGCAUCAGUUCUGCCACUAUGAAGAAACUUAUGACCCAGAAACCGUACCUUCAGAUCCAGAACGGAAUGACUGUGAUUGACAAAGGCAAUAAGCGAACUUUGGAUGAAUGUUUUCAGAUGUUUCAGAUCAUCUAUCAGAUUACCACUAGGACUGAAGAUAUUUUACUGAUAACUAAAGAUGUUAUUAAAGAAUUUGCUGAUGAUGGUGUCAAGUAUCUGGAACUGAGGAGCACUCCUAGAGAAGAAAAAGCCACAGGUAUGACCAAAAGGAUGUAUGUUGAGACUGUACUUGAAGGUAUAAAGCAGUGUAAAGAAGAAGGCUUGGAUAUAGAUGUAAGAUUAUUAAUAGCAAUAAAUAGAAGAGGUGGCCCUGCAGUUGCUAAGCAGACUGUUAAACUUGCUGAAGAGUUCCUUCUUUCCACUGAUGGGGUGGUAGUAGGACUUGACCUCAGUGGUGAUCCCACCGCAGGACAUGGUCAAGAUUUUUUGGAACCCCUCUCAGAAGCAAAAAAGGCAGGCCUUAAGCUGGCAUUGCAUCUUUCAGAGAUUCCAAACCAAGAAGAGGAGACCAAAAUUCUUCUUGGCCUGCCUCCUGACAGAAUUGGACAUGGAACAUUUCUCAACUCUGCAACAGUAGGUUCAGAAGAAUUAGUGCCACUUGUUAGACAGAAUCAUAUACCUAUUGAAUUGUGCAUGACAUCAAACAUCAAAACUCAGACAGUGCCUUCCUGUGACAAACACCAUUUUGGAUACUGGUACAACAUAGGUCACCCUGCAGUGCUUUGUACUGAUGAUAAAGGCGUCUUUGCAACAGAUCUAUCUCAGGAAUACGAACUGGUUGCAAAAACAUUUAAUCUGACUCGAUCACAGAUGUGGGAUCUUUCCUAUGAAUCCAUCGACUAUAUCUUUGCUUCAAGUGUAGUAAAAUCAAAGCUAAGGGAACAGUGGAGUAAACUGAAGCCAACUCUGUUUGAGUAAUCAAACUGUUGUUCUAAAUGUCUUGGAUGUGUUAGCUUAGUUAAUAAGCGUUUUUUACUGAAGUACCUGGUUUUGGCCUUUUUCAGACCUCAGGUUUAUAAAUCCAGUCCUGAAGCUGAGCCCAUGCAAAAUCAAGAUGGUAGGAACGCAUCCUUCAUUACUGAGGAUAGACGCAAAAGUCCUUUCACGCUUUGUGUGGAAGGGCUUUCAGUGAUUAAAAUUCUAGAUGUGUCAUCAUGUAGCUUCUCUGCAGUUGAUAUGUUGCUAUUUUUUAAAAAUUACUCUGUUGGAAUAUGUCAUCAUACCACACACAGUUCAGAAUCGGAACAAAAUAAAGGCACAAUUUGGGGCAUAAAAAAAGUAUCUGUUGGCAACAGUAUACCAAGCAGUUUGGAUAUUUGGGUGUGUGUGUGUGAGUGUGUUUUAUUUUGGUUUGUUUGUUUUUAAACAAGUUUUGAGCAGUUGAGUGAACAUGAAGACAGAGACAGCCUCAGGGAGAAUGAAAUAUUUGUCUCAAGGGAAUUAAAUAUUGUGUCUGUUUCUAUUGAUGUAUAUGUAUGAUUGAACCCUGCUGUGGGUUGUUUAGUGUGUGUGGUGGUACCUAUCAAUGCACUCAGUAUUCAUAGUAUCUUGUAGUGCCUCCAUACUAUAUUUAUACUAUAUAAAGUUAAGAAUCUUAAACACCUAGCAGAUUGUGAUUUGUGUUGAGGAAAGGGUGUAUUCUUAAAAUGCUUUUUAGAAUUUCUCAUUUGUUUCUUUUAAAAAGCAAUAAAAAUAACUUGAACCUGCAUGCUUUUGAAACCAAUACUUCUUUUGUGUGUGUGUGUGUGUUUGGUGUUUAUUGGAGAGAAGCAUAUACGACCUCAAAAUUUGUUAAGUAACUGUCAGUUUUGAGAGGGAGGCAUACGUGGUUUCUUCUGAGCAGUAGCGUUUUUUUUCUGACAGCAGAGGGAGCUCCUUAGUUCAGGCAGUGAAAGGUGCUUAGGAUGCGUGUAUAUAUGGUUUGAUCUGCUACUGUGGAGGACCACCACCACCUGUUUCCCCCAAGAGCCUGUUGUUUUAGGGAAAGCUCAGCCAUCAUUAGAAACUUUUAUUAGUAACUUCCUGUUACUUCAGGAAGUCAUUUCUGAAUUUGAGAGGGUUGAAGUAUAACGUGGCAGUCCUGUUUUUUGCAGUUCCAGUUUUUUCCAGUCCUGUUUUUUGCAGUUCCAGCAAAACCAGAAAGCAUUGAGUGCUUGUUCUGAAGGCAGAAAACCAGUCUAUUUGAAUGAGAGGAUGACUGGUCUGUUGCCAAAUGUAAUUCUUAAUGACAUUUUCGGGAUUGUUGAUUUUAACUGAAGAGAUUAGGAAUAAGGGUUGUGCGUUCCCUGACAGAAUUCACCCUCAGCUCUGUCUAAUCUUGCCAUAAGCUUCUUAGUGAGAAGGGGCCAUUUUGCAGAAGCCUUGGGUGGCUAAUACAGCGUCUUCAAAUAUUUGUGAUGUGUCCAAACUCAGCUUGUCCAAUUAUAGCAUUGCUGCUGCUUGUAUCUCAGGACAACUAGAUAGUAUGGCUGAGCCAGCUGAAGAAUAUCCCUGAUGAUAAAGCCUGGAGUAUUAGCUUGAAUAGAAAUUUAUUUUUGAAUUUAAAACAGUUAAAUGAUUAUCAAUAUCCAUUUACAUAUCCAUACCUUUAGAUUAUUUGGAUAAAGAUUAAUGUAGUAGUAAUUUAUUUGAAGUCCUGAAGUCUGAAUUAAUUACUAAAUUGGAAGAAGUCACUGGCCAAUCACACAUGCAAUUAGAAUGUGUUAAAACAAUGAGUUAGCUUAUGACAGUUCAGCAAUUGCAGAAGUAAUUUCUUCUUCUUCCUGUGAUUUUUUUUUUUUCAGUUGCCUUCCAUAACAGUUGAGAAGUUGCCUGGAAGGUUAAAAAAUUCCUCCGCUGGGUUAAUUGUGUUGUGCUCGAGAAACAGAUCUGCCGCAUUUGUGUCUUAAAUGACAGAAUUCUGUUCACUAAGUAUGGAUAACGUUUGCCUUGCUUAAUAAAUAAUCUGGUUUUAAGUGCAACGAGAACGUUUAGAUAACUUUUUCUCAGAGAUAUUUAACAUAGCUUUAACUAGUAAACGUUUUUAUAACUGGUUUUCAGUAUUUCAGUUGAACACUACUUUUUCUUGUGAAAGUAUCUGAACGCACUGCUUUUCCUUUUAAAGGAUCUGAAGAAAAUACAGGAAAAAUACAGUAAUCUAGUAAAAACGUAACUCACUAUUUUAGCGUAUUAAUAUGUAGACACUGAGAAUUUAAAUCAAUUCAUUUAAAUGCCAUGUAAUUUGGUUGUGUACAGUGGAUCACUCUCUGUCAACUUACCGAAUUUAAUGUCUCGGCGAAGGAUAGUUUUUCUGCUAAGAACGCAUGUUUCUCGUGUGCUAAGCUCUCAGGCAGGUUAAUGAAUAACAUGACCUUCUGCAGCAGCUGGAGGAAAUAUGCAUAGCUUUGCUGUCAGCUCCUUAGGGAACCAGCUGUCUGGGCUGAGCAGCGCACCUCGUCUGUGGCCAGGAGCUCGUUCUCUGAUGUGCCAGGUAAGCUUUUAGUUGUUUAUUUUGCCCACUUUCAGGUGAUUGCUUAUGUAUGUGUAAAAAAAAAAAGAGCAAGAACCAGCUGUCACAUUCAACUCUGGCUUCCUCCAGCCUGCAGAGCUCUGGAGUCACAGAAAAGUUGAAGGGUGCAGCUGUUAAUACGAGAUAUUAUAGCUAACGUUACAAAUGGGCUGUAAUAGGUCUCCAGCUCCAAAGAAAUGAUAGAACUGUGUACUGUCAAUCUAAUUACUGUGCUCCUAACUCCAUCUUAAUUGUACUCUUCCUAUUUUAAGUGUUUUGACAGUUAACUCUUUGGAGUAUCUUGUAAGAAUUACAGAUCAAUACUUUUGUGCUUGGACUGACUGAGAUGUCUUUUCCGUAUGUAACUUAAUUUUUGAUCUGCCAGUGAAAUUUAGCCAGGUGUCCAUAAUAUGUAGCCGCAGACUAGUGGAACAUGAAGAAAGCAGGAGUUGUGGUUGUUCAGCAAGGUUUCGUUUUUCUUCUGUCCACUUCUCUAACUUGCCCAGAGAGUAAAUCGGUCACACACUGCAAAAGACAUAAAUUGGGUAUCAACCACCAUUGCAUCAUAACUGUUAGGCCAUUUUAAUUUUUGCAAGUGUAGCUGUAUGAAGAAUCUUCAAGACCUUUAGUUCAACCCUCCUCAGUCCCUCUUGUAGUUAGGCUAUAGAAGUGUGAGUUUUGAGUAACUGCAAGCUCAUAGUGUAUUUACUAUUGAAUUCUAGUACGUUCAGCUGUCUUAACUAAAAUGGGGAAUCCAAGAAAUCAUGUUCUAAACAUAUCUUACAUUAGUGGCUGGAAUUCUUGUGUUUUCUAUGUACAAAGGGAAAUAAAAAGGCAAGCAAAUGGUAAAUGCACGCUUUUAAUUCUUAACAUUUGUAAGAAAACACGGACAUACUUAGCUUAAAAUUGUUCACGAAAUGAUUAUGAGUCUCUUUAUCCUGAAUAUCCUGAAUAAUAACCCGCUUAUAAUACUUCCACCUACACAAUUUAACUAAUGCAGUAAUGCACAAUUUGCACCGCCUGUAACCAGUGAAAUUUAAAUUUGGGGACAUAAAUCUGAUGGAGUUUUGUUCUAAAGUUAAUUUCAAUAUGUAAUUUAUUAAUCCAUCUCUAUUUCCAAAAUGGAUAGCAAUAGUAUUUGUGAGGUAUAUCUUCUAGAAGUUGCUCCUUCUGCUGGGAUGUGAACUGCUCUUGCUUGUUUUUAUUUUUAAGCUUAAGCGCGGCAUGCUUAGGAAGCUUGGCUAAAGUUUAUGAAACACUGACAGGCUUGUGAUACAGUUAAUCGCUGGAAAGCUGGAUCAAAAGGGUUACUUAGUCUUCUACUCUAAAAAGCUGGGUAGUGUAUUUCACUCACAGUAAUUUUAUCUGUUUAUAUUGCAAUGAUACGGUAUCCUUCAUAGCUGUAUAACGUGCUAAAAUAAAUUUUGAUGGUAGCAAAAUGACCUAUCUGGAAAGCUCUUAGGACAGUUUUAUAAGGAGGACAAAUCUUCUAAAGCAGCUAAGUGAUGGAGGAGCCAAGUCCAUCAAUGAAACUUAACCUUUUGAAAAUGUUAUCCUCACCCUGUUGUGGUCACAUCCUGCUUCACUUGCACGAAAGUCUUUUAAAGUACGUGCAGGCAGAACUGUAGGAUAACACAGCAAAUGAUUCUUACCAAAAGGUUUUCCAGCUGUUCUCCAGGGCUUGAUGCUGUCUAUGACCUUGAUAUAGCUGAGCUGUUUUCUGUCCAGUACAAGACUGUUUGCUGAAAAAGGAAAAUGUCUUUGCAGUGAACACCCUUAAUUUUUGGUAAGUGCAAAUUCUGUAACCUGUACGCAUGACUGUAAUGUAAUCUUCAUGCAUACAGAGCUUGGGAACUGGAUCUAAAAUAUUUUCUUGAAAUAUUUCAAGUCUGGUAGUGUUGAUUUAAGGAAUGCGAAGGAGAGGCAAGAAGAUUUUGUCAUGAUGUACUUAAAAAUCUAGCCUCUGUUUUGAUGAAGCUGUAACUUCUCUUCAUGGAGAAAUUAUAUAGUAAGCUGUUCAAAAUAGGAUACCAACUACGGAUACAGCAAAGUAAAUUUCAAAUAAUCUCCACUGAGAUUUUUCAGGAGAUGUGGCGACAAUGUAACAACAAAUUUUACUUUCUUUAGUAAGACGAUAUUUUGUAGACAUGACAGAUUGAGAAUUAUCAUUCUAUUUCAUACAUGUGUGCUGUGAUGCAUAUUGGUAAUUGUCUUAAAGAUUCACUUAAAGUUGAGGCUUGUUUCCAUUUUAUUCAGCUGAAUCUUUUAAGAUUUUUAGUUUAUGUUAAUUAAAUAUACUUAGUAUAAGUAAUAUGUUGAAAAAAGGCAUAACUGUUUUCUAUUUAAGACUGCAGCUGUGUUGACACAUCAGCAUGAGCAACAGGGAGGCGUUUUAGACAGGUGAAUAGGAAAUUUUGGGGUGUAGCUGAGCUGGCUAUUUUUUCAGCUUUCCGCAGUUUUGACUUCUUAAAUAGGUUGACAUCAAUUUAAAUUUCUGAUUCUCCUAAAUUAUUAGUGUUGUAAUUCUUAAUAUACAAAGGAGUUUUUUCACUGAAUGACUUAAAUAUGUCAUAGAAAUACUUUAUUUUAAUCUUAUUGUAUUUUGUUUUUACAAAAAUAACUAACUUGCUAUGCAUUAAACAAGACCCACUUUCUAAUGGAAAUAACUUUAAACAAAAUGUGUGAUUAUUUACCUGUUGAAAUCUGUGUAGUAUGAUUAAACUUUACCUGAUGUGGUAGCACAUGUUAUGUCUUGGACUUUGACAUUCAUUGUACUUGUCCCAUUUUGGCCGAGCAAAGAGCUCCUCCGCUCCUAGAACACAUGAGCAGGGGAAGACCCUCGUUUGUUUCGCACUGGUCAUCUCAGAGAAUUGGGACCAAACCAUCACCUCAUAAAACAAUAACAAAUAUUUUUGCUUAUAAGUAAAAAGCAGACUUACUUGAUUAAUUACAAACACCUUUGAUCUGUUCAUUCUGUGUUUCAGAAAUACCUGUCCUAUAGUAACUGAGGUUGGCCUCUGAAAACAAGGACAAAUAGAAUGAUAAAAUAAUAAAACACUGAUGCAAAAAGCUGAAUUGUUUCAGUAAAAUAGAAACUUUA